AUGCUCGCCAACGCCCUGGUGCUUCUCGCGCUGAGCGGCCUCGCUCAUGCCGCCCCGGCUCGUCGCGCCGUCAACCUCGCGUCCGACUCGACGACCUACUCUCGCCUUUCGGCCGAGGGCUUCACCAACGACAAGUGGAUCGAGGCGUACAAGAAGGCGGUCGACUACGUCGCAGGCAUGAGCCUCGAGCAGAAGGCGCUCACCAACGGCUGCAGCGGCCUCGGCUUCCCACUCGCCGACAUCGGCCUGACUGAGGGCAUGUGCACGGCUGACGGGCCGUCCGGCAUCAACUCGCGCUACAGCACCCAGUUCCCGCCCGAGCUCACGGCCGGUGCCACGUUCGACGUCGACCUCAUCUAUGCUCGCGCGCUCGCCAUGGGCAAGGAGUACCACGACGUCGGCGCGCACGUCCCGCUCUCGAUCUCGAUGGGCGGCAUGGGUCGCUCGCCGUACGGCGGCCGCAACUGGGAGAACUUCUCGCCCGACCCUUACCUGACGGGCACUGCGGCGCACCUCACCGUCCUCGGCUUCCAGCAGCAGGGCGUCGUCGGCCUCGUCAAGCAUUUUGUCGGCAACGAGCAAGAGUACCUCCGAAUCGGCACCCCAACGGGCUACUUCCCCAACAUCGCCAACCAGACGGUGGACUCGGUCAUCGACGAGGCGACGACCCACGAGCUCUACGUCUGGCCUUUUGCCGAGGCCAUCAGGGCUGGUGCCGGGGCCGCCAUGUGUGCCUACAACCAGGUCAACGGUACUUUCGCCUGCAAGAACGACCAUCUUCUCAGCACUGUCCUCAAGAAGACGCUCAACUUCCACGGCUGGGUCAUCACGGAUUGGGGCGCAGGGCACGACACGCUCAAGCUCGCCAACCACGGCACAGACUUUAUCGGUUUCUUCACCGACACAGGCCACUACUAUGGCGAGGCACUCAUGCCGUACGUCAAGAACGGCUCGGUCCCGGUCGAGGUCGUCGACGACAAAUUCAUCCGCAUCCUCACGCCCUACUUUGCGCUCGACCAAGCCAACCUUCCCAAGACUGACUUUGGGCGGUUCGUCGGCAACAACUACUCGACCGAGACGGCACGCAAGGUCGCAGAGGGCGCCAUCACGCUCCUCAAGAACGUGCGCUCGGACAACAACUCGCUGGGCCUGCCCCUCAACAAGCCUCGCGACAUCCUCCUCAUCGGCUCGUCGGCGGCGCCUUCGCCGAUCGGCAUCAUGCACAACAUCGGCAUGGACCUCGCCGGGUCGCCCGAUGCCGACUUCUCGGGCGCGAGCACCGACGGCUACGGCAGCGGCGGCUCGCCGACGCCGUACAACCUCGACCCGAUCGCCGCCAUCACGGCUCGCGGCCGCAAGGAGGAGCGCCCGGUCGUCACCGACUACUACACCUACGACAACGCGACGCAGGGCCAGAUUGGCGGCUGGAUGGGCGGUCAGACCCUCUUCCUCGACGCCAAGCUCGCCUACGCCAGCACCGCCGUCGUUUUUGUCACCAAGAUCGGCCGCGAGGGCUUCGACCACACCGACCUCGAGCUCCAGAACGGCGGGUCCGACCUCGUCGAGUACGUCGCCGCCCGUCACAGCGACACGAUCGUCGUCGUCACUGCGCCGGGCCCGGUCGACAUGUCGCGCUUCGUCGACCACCCGAACGUGACCGCCAUUCUGUACACCUACUACGGCGGCCAAGAGGGCUCCACCGCCGUCGCCUCGACCUUGUUCGGCGACACCAACCCGAGCGGCAAGCUCCCUUUCACCAUCGCCCGCAACGUGUCCGACUUUGCCGACAACCACUACAACGGCUCGAUCGUCAUCAACCCGGUCGCCAACUUCUCCGAGGGCGUCUUCAUCGACUACAAGCACUUUGACGAGCAGGAGAUCGAGCCGCUCUACGAGUUUGGGUUCGGCAAGAGUUACUCGAGCUUCGAGGUGUCGAACGUCGCCGUCAAGGCCAAGAGCGAGAAGGUGCCGGCGAGCGUGCGCGAGACGAACGAGAAGCUGUUCGUCGACGGCAAGGAGACGUCGGGCCUGUACGACAUCGCGUACGAGGUGACGGCGUCGGUCAAGAACACGGGCUCGGUCGCUGGCGCCGAGGUCGCUCAGCUCUACCUCACCUUCCCCUCGUCGACCCCGAACAAGAUGCCGCCCCGCUCCCUUCGCGGCUUCUCGAAGCCUCAACUCGCCGCGGGCGCGACGGCCCAGGUCACGUUCCAGCUGCGCCAUAAGGACCUCGCCGUGUGGGACGUGACGCACGGCGGGUGGAUGCUCGCGCACGGCGAGUACAAGCUCGCGGUCGGGACGAGCAGCCGCAAGAUUGCCGAGACGGUCACGCUCGAGCUCUGAGCUGGGCUCUGUCGAG
Molecule: messenger RNA, 2359 nt
Organism: Rhodotorula graminis WP1
Lineage: Eukaryota; Fungi; Basidiomycota; Microbotryomycetes; Sporidiobolales; Sporidiobolaceae
Product: glycoside hydrolase family 3 protein
Exons: 15
Coding region: 1-2343 (780 amino acids)
Biological process (GO): glucan catabolic process
Molecular function (GO): beta-glucosidase activity
Source: RefSeq, a predicted model, not a curated record